Molecule: messenger RNA, 684 nt
Organism: Knipowitschia caucasica
Lineage: Eukaryota; Metazoa; Chordata; Actinopteri; Gobiiformes; Gobiidae
Source: the annotation of a GenBank genome assembly
AUGGGGGUGGGGUGCGAAUGGGUGGGUGGUAGUGUGGGGUGGUGGGGGGGGGGGGGGGGCAGAGGGGGGGGUGGGGUGGGGAUGUGGGGGGGUUGGGGGGUGGGGGUGGGGGGUAGGAUGGUGUGUGGGGGGGGGGUGGGGGGGAUAUGGGGUGUGUCGGGGGGGGGGGUGGGUGGGGGUGGAGGGGGGUUGGUGUGGGGUUUGGUGGGGGUGGGUUGGGUAGGGUGUGGGGGUGGGGCGGGGGAUGGGGGGGGGGGUGUGGAGGUGGGGGGGUGGGUGGGGGGGUUGGGGGGUUGGGGAGGGGGGGGGGUGUGGUUUGGGGGGGGGUGGGGGGGGGAGGGGGUGGUGGUGUGGGGGUGGUGGGAUGGGGAGUGGUGGGGUGGGGGUUGUGGUGGAGGGGGUGUUGUGGGAUGGGUGGGGGGCGGUGGGGUGGAGGGAGUGGGGGGGGGGGGGGUGUGGGGUGGGGGGGGGGGGGGGGUGGGUGUGGGUUGGGAGGGGGUGGGGGGGGCGGUGGAGGGGUUGGGGGGGGGGGAGGGUGUGGGGUGGGGGGGGGGGGGGGGGGGGGGGGGAUGGGGUGGGGGGCGUGGGGUGGGGGGGGUAGGGGGGGGGGGGGUGGGCGUGGGGGGUAGUGGGGUGGGGUGGCGGUGGGUGGGUGGUGGGUGGUGGGAGCGGGUUGGGUGGUGA